Cryptomeria japonica (Japanese cedar) is the source of this 2566-nucleotide messenger RNA. RefSeq lists its product as uncharacterized. Bases 231 to 2303 code for a protein of 690 amino acids. Lineage: Eukaryota; Viridiplantae; Streptophyta; Pinopsida; Cupressales; Cupressaceae. The record is from RefSeq and is a predicted model, not a curated record. The transcript has 11 exons.
UGUUCGAUGUUAAUACCCCCAAUUCAGUUACCACGCCUAUUCAACCAUAAGUUACUCCAUUAGGCACGUUAAAUCUCGGAGUUACCCACCAUCGAGGAAUUUCCUUUAUUCUUUUUCGGGAAUUCAGCGGACCAGAGCUGGGAAAAAGAUAAAAGCUUUACGUAUUUGCAGAACUCUCAGCGUGAAGGCAAGAAGACCUAGCUUGUCCGAAACUGCUCCAAACCCUAGCUAUGUCUUAUAUUGUACAGGCGCCUGCAUUUUUGGAUAGGAGAUGCUUUGUAGGGCACGUUGCUUGCAUCUUUCCCGUUGGUCGUAUGAACGGGAGAUGGAGUAGCAAUGCCUAUUAUGCACUAGGUAGGCGUGGAAUCAGCUGCAGAGUAAUCAAUGGUAGCCGUAAUAGUGUAGCAGGUUCAAGUAUCACAUCUUGGUUGCCGAUAGAUCCUGUCCCGCAGAGCGACGAUGCUGCCUAUGGCGGGUGGUCUCAUGGUGGAAUUACUAUUCAAACUGAAAAACGAAAAGGUUAUCCAUUUCUCAUCUUUAUUGGAGGAAGAAAACUGUUGGGAAUCAGUCUUGCUAUAUUGUUGUGCUUGACAUUCUUUAAAAAGGGGUUCAAGCCUCACUUAAAUGCUCCAGUUGCUGAGACUUAUCAGUUUUUUAAGCCACUAAUUGCAAGAUUUACUUCAGUUGGCCCUAUAAAAACUUUUAACUCUACCUCUGCUACUGAGAAGGCUAUUUCUAGCAUGUUAGAGGAUAAAAAUCAGAGAGAGAAGGAUAUUGAGUAUGAUUAUUCUGCUGCUAAUAAGGUUAUACCUAGAAACUCAGAGAAUAAAGAUCAAAGAGAAAGUAUUUCUGAGACUACUGAAACUGAGGUCAGCCAUGUGUCAGAAAAAAAGCUUUGGAGAAUGCUUAUUCCUGCUGUCAUUGAUUCUGCACAGUUAGAAGCAUUAUCGGAAUUGCAGAAGUUGAAGAUAGUAGAAUCACAUGUUCAGCCUGGUGAUCUAUGUACCAGACGGGAAUAUGCCCGAUGGCUUGUUUCUGCAAAUUCUGUAUUUGCAAGAAAUCCAAGUGACCGGGUGUUUCCUUCAGCAUAUGUUGAAGGUGUUACUGUACUUGCAUUUGAUGACAUAUCACAAGAAGAUCCCGAUUUUCCUUACAUUCAAGGUCUAGCAGAAGCAGGGGUUAUAUAUAGCAAGUUAUCUUUCAACAACCUAAAUUUUAGCAAUGACGACACAAAGCUGUGUCAUGCCUGGACCAUGUUUUACCCUGAGAACCAUUUGUCGCGAGUGGACCUUUUGAGCUGGAAAAUGUUUGCAGAACACAAGCAUCUACCAGAAGUUCACAGUACGACAUUAGAGAAGAAACCAGGAUUUUUGGAUGCUAAGCAAAUUCGUAUAGAUUCACUGUCUGCUGUUUAUAUGGAUACCUUGGCUGGAAAUAAAAGUGUUAUAGCAAAAGCAUUUGGAUAUAGCAGGCGAUUCCAGCCAAACAAGCCUGUUACUAAAGGCCAGGCGCUAAUUGCUAUCAGAAGUGGAAAAGUGGCAGCUAUGGUCUCAGAGGAGUUGUCUAGAGUUGAAGCUGAGAAUUCAGCGAAGGAAGCAGUUACGAAAGAAAUUUUAUCAGAGAUGGUAACAAGAGAGGAAAUAAAAACCUUCUGGGAUAAAGAACUGGGUCAGGCAAAACAACAGAGAAUAGAAGCAGAGAAAAUUUUGGACUCAGCAGUGUCAGAACUGAAGAGAGAGAAAGCCAAGGUUAAGAGUAAAAUGCCUAAGUUAAUUAGUGCCGAAGCAAUUUUAGAACUUCAACAUCAGUAUCAAUCAAAACUGAUGCAGGAGGCUUCUGAAAUACAGAAGUCUUUGUUAGAAGAGGAACAAAAUAUUCAGAUAGAGGAGGAGGAACUUGAAAAACUUAAUAAAGAGUCUCAAGCUGAAAUUGAAGCCUUGUCUGCAGGAAAUUCUUUAGUAGAAGCAGAGAAAAAGGCUAUAAUUCUUUCCAGGUUGUAUGUAGAGGAUGAAACAAGGAAAAUUCAAGCACAGAGUGAAAUCUUGAAAGAAGCUGUGAGCAGAUGGAAGUUUACUUCUUCUACAUGCUCUUGCUGGUGUCACCAGCAGGACGGGACCAAAGAAGAUGUACCAGAGGAGGGGAAAUCUUCUCAUGUAAGUUCACAUGAGUUUUUGCCUUGUAACAAACAUGGGGCGCCCAAUUCUUUUGAACAGAUCACUGUAAAAUCGAUUGGAGGUUUUGAGGAUGGAGCUCAAGAUCUUCAGAACGUUAUACUUUUUACUUUAAACAAAAAAGCAAACUAGGGGCAAAGAUUGUUGUCCUUAAUCUCUCCCCUGCUUAGCAACUGUAUGCCAAUUUUUUAGAGGUGGUGAUAGUUCUGCCGAAGCUAGAAUACAAUGGGGCAAUCUCUUGUCGGUUCCAUUCUUCAUUCAUUUUUUCAAAAACUGUGAACAUUUUGAAUUUUGAGUUUUAUAUCUCAGCCUUGGGCGUGUGAGGAUGUGUUGUAUCAAAAUCCUGUCUAUAAAUUUAGAAAUUUAAUUGUGAGUGAAGGAAUUAAAGAUUCUUC